This is a messenger RNA of Mustela lutreola (European mink), 4532 nucleotides long. RefSeq names its product neutral cholesterol ester hydrolase 1 (gene NCEH1). The coding region runs from base 597 to 1424 and encodes 275 amino acids. The record is from RefSeq and is a predicted model, not a curated record. Gene Ontology annotation, molecular function: triacylglycerol lipase activity; sterol ester esterase activity. Gene Ontology annotation, cellular component: cytosol; membrane. The transcript has 6 exons. NCBI's taxonomy places the organism in Eukaryota, Metazoa, Chordata, Mammalia, Carnivora, Mustelidae. Gene Ontology annotation, biological process: triglyceride catabolic process.
GUCCUGUGUCCUGCUCACCGCCCUGGUGGCGCUGGUUGCUUAUUACAUCUACAUCCCCCUGCCCAGCGCCGUGUCGGAUCCCUGGAAGCUGAUGCUGCUGGACGCGACUUUCCGGAGCGCACAGCAAGUGUUUUCAGGUCACCAAAGGAGUCUUCCCCAUCAUGUGUAAUUUGGGAAAAGUCAGGUUCAGAGAAAAGCCGUUCUUCCCCAACUAUAGGCUGUCAACCCAACAAAGGCAAGACCUUUGGACCCAAUGAUCCUCUGUAUAAAAUGUGCCCUCAGCUGGCGUUUGGGACUGAUACUGUGUGUAAAGCCAAGUCAGAGAGAUAAAUAAGAGCAACCUGAUACACUCCCUGGGCCUGAGCCAUCACCUGCUUGCACUGAAUUUUAUCAUCAUUUCUUUUGGCAAGAAAAGCGCGUGGUCAUCGGCUCAGGUGAAGGUGACCGACACUGACUUUGACGGGGUGGAAGUCAGAGUGUUUGAGGGCUCCCCGAAGCCAGAAGAGCCUUUGAAACGCAGCAUUAUCUACAUCCAUGGAGGAGGCUGGGCUUUGGCCAGUGCAAAAAUCCGGUAUUAUGAUGAGCUCUGUACAGCAAUGGCUGAAGAAUUGAAUGCUGUCAUUGUCUCCAUUGAAUACAGACUAGUUCCAAAGGUUUAUUUUCCUGCACAGAUUCAUGAUGUUGUGCAUGCCACGAAGUAUUUCCUGCAGCCGGAAGUCUUACACAAGUAUUCGGUUGACCCAGACAGAAUUGGCAUCUCUGGUGACAGUGCUGGUGGGAAUUUGGCCGCUGCUGUGGGCCAACAGUUUUCUCAAGAUGCCAACCUCAAAGACAAGUUCAAGGUGCAAGCUUUAAUUUACCCAGUCCUACAAGCUUUAGAUUUCAACACACCCUCUUACCAGCAAAAUGUGAACACACCGAUCCUACCCCGUUACGUCAUGGUGAAGUACUGGGUAGACUACUUCCAAGGCAACCAUGACUUUGUCCAGGCAAUGAUAGUCAACAACCACACUUCUCUUGACGUGGAAGAAGCUGUUGCCCUCAGGGCCCGUCUAAACUGGACGUCCCUCUUGCCGGCCUCCAUCACAAAGGGCUACAGGCCCGUCAUGCAGACCACUGGCAACGCCAGGAUUGUGCGGGAGAUCCCUCAGCUGCUGGAUGCCCGGGCAGCCCCUCUCAUCGCUGAUCAGGAAGUCCUGCGGCACCUCCCAAAGACCUAUAUUCUGACGUGUGAGUACGACGUCCUAAGAGACGAUGGGAUCAUGUACGCCAAGCGUCUGGAGAGCGCAGGUGUGGAGGUGACCCUUGAUCACUAUGAGGAUGGUUUCCACGGCUGCAUGAUUUUCACCAGCUGGCCCACCAACUUCUCAGUGGGAAUCCGGACUAGGAAUAGUUACAUCAAGUGGCUGGAUCAAAACCUGUGAACGAGUCACAUUUCUAGAAUGUGUGAGCCCCUCUUGACCUCCUGCACCUGCUUCGGAAAUUGAUGCACUUUUUAGUUGACUGAUUUCCCCCGGUGACUUGUGAGUGACGUAAUCUCUAUUCCUUGCCUACCCUGUGUGAAUUUAAUUUCUGGAAAUGUGCUUAACUAACGUACGUACAAAAUGUCUGAGGCUGGUUCUCAAAGCGGGCCAGUCUCUCUGUUCUUGUUGUUUUAGCCAAACUACUACCAAUACUCACGACUGCAGAGAACAGGACAAGGAGCUGAAAUAGCUUUAGGUUCUGUCUUCCUCAAGAAAAUCUUUCUAGAAGAAAUUCUUCCAGCUGUGGAUGACAUAGUGACCUUUAAUGAGGAAAGAAAAUGUGGGCUCUUCAACUUGCGAGGGUCUACUUUAAAUUCAGAGCAGUGUUACCUGUGUGCACGUAAAGGUCAGUUCUGGGUACCAAGUGCCCUCUGUUCUUUACAGAUAGAUGGUUUUGUUUCCUAUGGGAAUUUCGGCCAAGGUGUUCUAGCAAGGACAAGUUUCUCAAAUGCCUUUCUUCCUUUAGAGCGUUGAUGUUAUGGGAUAGCUAUCUCUAAGUCCAGUCAGAUUAGAACAAUACUUGAAAGUUACUUUCUACCACUAUUAUUAGAAAAUAUAGUCGCAUGGGCUGGAAAUCUUGUACAUUGCUACAUUUUUUGGGUAUGCUCUCUCCAUUGGGGAGAACUUCUGGGAGCAAAUUCAUUUAGAUUUAGGAUAAAUCUUCUAGUACAGAACAAGUAAAAACAGACAAACGAACAGACUUAUUUAUUUUCAUAAGUAAUACUUCUGACGUAAAUUACCAAAAGAAGUGUGUAAUAUAUUUGGCAUAGUCAGGAAAGAAGAUACAUUUAAUAUUGAAAUUAUGAAAAAUAUCUUCAGAGGGUCUAGUUUAUUCUUGAAAACUCAAUUUUUUCACUUACAUGGCUUUAAAAUGGGGCUAUUUUGGUAUAUAUGAUGUAUUGUUUAUUUUUUUAAGUUAUUUAAUGUUAAUAUAUACAGCUAGACUUAAGAUUUUUCAAAAUAAUGUCUAUAAUGAAUAUUAAAAAUAAUGAUAUUUUUUAAAAAAAGAAACUACCUUAGAAUUAUAUCCACAUGUAAUUUUACGGAAAGACGUAAAGUAGCUACUAAUACUACUACACAUUAGGCUUAAAUAUUUUGAUGCUUAUAUGCAAUCACAAAUUAAAAUAAUUAGAAACUGUGACUACACCCGGUAAAGUCGGCUAAGUUUAUAGCUCAGUAACUUCAGUAAGACACACACUGCUCGUUUCUGCCCUCCUCUGUGGUCAGAAGAACACUAGCUCAUAUUCUGCUGGGUGACGCGUCCAUUGGCACCUGGUACCUUCACCUCUUCUUAUCUCCUUCCAGCCUGGUCUCGAAGUUACGAUACCCCAAGCUCGACUUCGUGUAAAGCCUUCACUGCCAGUGGGAACAUCUUUGGCAUAGGAAGGGACUCCGAUUCUGGGUUGAGUACCUCUGCCCUCCUUCCUGCCACUCUGACCACUGCCCCGCCACACACACACCUGCGCCCCCCCCCCCACACCUCCCCCAUUCUUUGCAAGGGCUGCAGAGGGCAAUGGGACAGCCUGGUUAUGAUAUGGCCUGUCCAUCAGUGGAGAGGAUGGAGAGGAAGUGAAAGCUUCUCGCUCGUUUGAAAGGGAGGCACUAACCACCUCUGCAUUGAAAUCAGUGAAAAUGUGCGCCCUUAUUUUUCAUUUAUUGUAUAAGCCAGUAGCAUUUUAUAUAUAAAAUGUGUGUGUGUGUGUGUGUGUGUGUGUGUGUUUGCCUCUGUGUAUAUAAAAAAUAAUCAUGCAGAUUAACAUGCUAAUGGAAAGAGAUAAGUCAUUUACCAUCUCUGGGCCUUUUUCCCUUCCCUCUAAAAUCAGCACUUUGAAUUACUUUGAGUUAAUCUACGAGGUCCCUUCCAAACGUAAAUUCCAAGCAUUUUGUCAGUCUGACAAAUCAUAUUGACUUCUCUAGUGUUUUGGUUUUUUGUUUUGUUUUGUUUUCUGGGGUUUUUUUGUAGGUCAUUUUUUCGUAUACAUAGACACAAGUAUCAUCGAAGAUUUAAAAAACAGGAUUUUGUUUCUUAACUCUUUGACAGCUACUCUCCUCAUUUAAUACUGUUGGGGUUUUUAAAUACCAUUUGAAGGGACCAAUGUCUGGGCCUUAUUUUGAGGUUAUCGACCUCCAGACAUAAAGGAAAAUAUACAUGCAAAAAGUUUCUUAAAAUGGCAUGUUUUUCCCCAGAAUUAGGAGCUAAAUGCUAUGGUAAUUACAGACACCAAAUGAUUCUAGAUCUUUAAAGGGUUUUCUUGGAUGAACACAGAGUGAAAGAAAAAGGAUCAACCACUGUUUCAAAUGAAACACUUGAGUUUCAUUAAAGCUUUAAUGUGUGUGAAUAAUUUGUCUAAUGACUUGUUACUGGAUCCUAUCUCAGACCUUGCUUGAAGUUCUGUUUUUGAAAUUCUCCCUGGAAUAAUAACAGUUGGGAGUCAGGAUACACAAAAACCAGUGGGUACAAGAGAGUUUAAACCAACCAGAAAUCUGAGUGCUAAGAACUCCUUGGGGAAACCUAUAGAGUUUUUGGUGAAGAUAUUUUAGUGUGGGGGUGAAUUCUCUCUUUUUUUAAGUUUUCGUUCUUAUAUUAAGAAGUUUAUGCUCUGCAGAUUAAUUUUAUAGUAUGAUGGCUUUGUUUUGUUUUCCUAUUUUAUGAAAAAAAAGUUGAUAGUCUUUUUUAAUAUUGUUGUUCGUGAAAUAUGAACAUAAAUAUAUGAAGAAAAAACCUUGAAGUGCUGCAAAUAUUGUGGAGUGUAAAUUAGUCUUAACAUUUUAUCAUUGAUUUGUGAAGAAUUUGAGACUAUUGUAUAAUUAUCUUGGUGGCUGUGAUAUUUUAUGCAUGACCUUUUAACCUUUGACUUUUUGCUCAUUUCCCACUGCCAAGAGGAAGGCAGAUUUUAUGAAGGAUUUUAGUAGCAAAUCUAUUUUAUAAGAUGAAAAUCCAGGGUGGAGGUAGGAAAGCCUGUAUCUGUUUUGACUCAAGUUUAGAAAUAAAAUGGCUCCAUCUGGGAA